AUGCAAAGAACUUGCCGUCAAGUGGAGAUCAUUUACAAGGUGCUGCAGAUGAUAUGGAAGACCUAUCAUUAUAGCCCCAAAAGUACACGUGAGAUACAAGCCAUUGGCAACAAAUUGGGGUUGAGUGUACUGAAGCCAACACAGGUGAGCGGAACAAGGUGGCUCCCUCACAUCAGCCGAGCACUCAAAGGUUUGAUAACACCAAAUUCAGAUGGUUCUGGCCAAUAUGCUGCGGUGUUGUGCCAUAUGGACCAACUAAGUGCAACAUCAAAAAAUGCAUUCAUAAAGGGGCGAGCAAAGUUUGUAAGUGAGAAGAUGAGAAGCAUCAGGUUUUCUGCAUUCUGUCAUUUCCUGGCGGACAUGUUUGCAAUAAUUUCGAAGUUAUGUCUGAAGAUGCAAAGAAAUGAUUUAAUUCUUCCUGUAGCAGUGUCCCUCCUCCAUGAAACAAUAGCCAACGUUGAUGCCUUGAAACUCUGGCCCGUCCCAAAUGGACAUUUGAAAUGGUUCAUGAAUAUGCUUGAGGAGUCCGGGGUUCACGAUGAGGUUUAGUUUCAAGGCCACACAUUGCAAGGGUCUCUGGAUGGGACACCCAAGAGAGGAAACACCCAAACUGAUAGUUUCAAGGCUUCAGUGAUUGAGGUAAUUGAGCUAAAAGAGAGGUUUGGCUCUAUGCUCUGUUCAGUGACGGACACUCAAGCCUUGGCGUGUAGUACCACCAGUGAAGUGGUUAAAGAUAUGCUCGUUUUUAACGUAGAUGCAUGGCCAUGUGGCACACAAGAUCUUGUUGACUUUGGUAAUAACAUGAUUGAUCGCCUGACCAGCUGGUUUAAACCCACACUACAGAAGGCUGGCUGUGAUGUUGAUUCAAUUUCUGAAGAGUGGUUUUCACUCAAGGUCAUCGUCAACACCACUUUCCUUGACAAGGAUUACACAAGCUUGUGGGAGACCAUGCUUACCAAGCUGCCGUACAAAGACGAGUUCAAAAAUCUUAUUCAUCCUGUAGAAAUCAUGCUGGUUCAGCCAAUUUCAGCCGCCCAAAGUGAGCGUGCCAUCUCCGCUCAGAAAAGGGUCAAGAAUAGCCUACGUGUUGCCCUUGGAUCCUCCACACUUGAAGAUUUGAUCCGAAUUACAGCAGAAGGCCCAUCGGUUGAGGAAUUUCAUCCAGCACCUGUGGUCGACAAGUGGCUUUUAAGGAACAGGGAAGCAGGAGAAAGGCAGCGGCGACGAAGUUUCAGAAUGACAUGA
Porites evermanni is the source of this 1245-nucleotide messenger RNA. The record is from the annotation of a GenBank genome assembly. NCBI's taxonomy places the organism in Eukaryota, Metazoa, Cnidaria, Anthozoa, Scleractinia, Poritidae.